Caenorhabditis remanei is the source of this 381-nucleotide messenger RNA. RefSeq lists its product as uncharacterized. Gene Ontology annotation, biological process: protein complex oligomerization; [2Fe-2S] cluster assembly. Gene Ontology annotation, cellular component: mitochondrion. The record is from RefSeq and is a predicted model, not a curated record. The transcript has 2 exons. Bases 1 to 381 code for a protein of 126 amino acids. Lineage: Eukaryota; Metazoa; Nematoda; Chromadorea; Rhabditida; Rhabditidae. Gene Ontology annotation, molecular function: ATPase activator activity; protein-folding chaperone binding.
AUGAUGGCGACGCCGGAAGAGAAAAAACUGUCGGAAGAGCACUCGAGACGCCUUAACGAGGCAUAUAAAGAGUUGGCGGAUCCGUUUAAACGAGCGAAAUAUUUAAUAAAGAAAUACGGCGAGAAUCCCGAUGAAAAGAUUCAGAAUACGGAGAUUCUGAUGGAAAUGUUGGAGAGAAAUGAGGAAAUUGAUGGGAUGAGUGGGGAGGCGGAGUUGAAGGAGGAGAGGGACAGGAUUGAGAAAGAAAUCGACGAUCAACUCAACCAACUCGGCGUAUAUUUCGAAUCGAAGAAAAUUCCAGAAGCACGGGACGUAAUUGGACGACUAACCUAUCUAUACUCGCUGAAGAAUACUGUUAACACUAAAUUAGGCUUAAAUUAG